Messenger RNA from Panicum hallii, 1879 nucleotides. RefSeq lists its product as uncharacterized. The record is from RefSeq and is a predicted model, not a curated record. The transcript has 6 exons. Lineage: Eukaryota; Viridiplantae; Streptophyta; Magnoliopsida; Poales; Poaceae. Bases 107 to 1747 code for a protein of 546 amino acids.
CGCCAAGCCCACAGGCCGCAGAUCUCGCACCAAAAUCACCUGGGGACGUGUUGAGGGAGGAGGAGUCAGGUCUCCACCUCGUCUUGGCUCCGCGGGCGGCCUCGUGAUGGUAGGGCACCGGCUCCCGGCGCGCCCGGAAGGGGGGCCGCCGCCGUUUCGGCGGAAGGAGGCGCGCGCAAGGGAAGGAAGCGACAGCGGGGACAGCGAGCCCGCCGGCGAAGCAGUCAAGCGCGCGCGUCGUGCCGCCGAGCCUGCGGUUGAUUCCGAGACGCUACCGAGCGGGUCUCGUGUGGAGAAGGAAAUCGAGGAGGGGAAUGCGGAUGAUGAAGGCGGCGUGCGCAAGGAGAGGGAGCGCCGGCGGGGACAGCGAGCGCGGUCGGGCAGGAAGAUCGUCAGAGCUGCAAUCAAGCGCGCGCAUCGUGCUGUAUCUGAGACCGCGCCCACGUCCUCACUGGCCGAGUCCACCGCCACCGGCGCAUCUCCUCGGCCUCUGCCUCCAACGACCCCAAAAGCAGGACCGCAGAUGGCCGGAUUUGGGGUUGACGGGACCCGGGAUGUCUUCUCCCAGCCCGAACUGUACUCCCCUGACGAGGGAUUUGAUUUCUACUCCGACGACGCGGCCCGGACGCCGGUCUCUCGUCUGGGCAUGGAAGGUCUCGCCCUCAACUCGCAGCCGGAAGGGUGGCCCUACCCGGCGAGGUACCAAAGCCUGGUGCAGUCUGACGGCGGGAUCGGAAGCGACGGCCGCAAGAGGCCCGUUCGUUCCCCUCCACCGCCCCGUGGCACAGGAGGCCCGAUCCGCACAGUUGGCCUUCGCAAACCACGCGGUCCAGGUCUGUCAUCCAGCCGCGGCCGAGGUGGUGGGUUGGCACCUGCCUCGGUUGCUCCCGGUGAUCCUUCUAGUCCUCGGUACGGGACCAGCGACGGGACCGAGCUGGAGGAUGCAGAGGACGUGCAGGAGAUCGUUCAGGAAUUGGAUGCUCAGUUGGACUCAAGUGACGAAGAGCUGCUGAACUUGUUACAGGAGGACGCUGAGCAUGAGAAGCAAGUGAUGGAGACGAUCUUCUUUUUUGGGGCAAUUGAUGGAACUCAUGUGGAAGUUGUAGUGCCAAAUGAUAAAAAGGUUCAAUAUCUUUGUCGAAAGGGGCACAAAACACAAAAUGUGCUUGCAGUUGUAGACUUUGACAUGAGAUUCACAUUUGUGCUUGCUGGAUGGCCGGGAUCAGUGCACGACAUGAGAGUGUUCAAUGAUGCCAUCAACAAGUACAAAGAAAGGUUUCCACACCCACCUCUAGGGAAGUACUACCUAGUGGAUUCGGGAUAUCCAAAUCGUGCAGGUUAUCUUGCAUCUUACAAGGGGACAAAAUACCAUCUACCAGAGUUUCGUAAUUCCACAAUGCCCAGAGGUACGAAAGAAACCUUCAAUUUUGCUCAUUCUUCACUUAGAAAUGUCGUGGAAAGGGCCUUUGGAGUUUUAAAAAUGAAGUGGAGGAUGUUGUUGAAAGUGCCAAGCUACCCACCGGCAAAGCAAGCCCGAAUAAUUGUAGCAUGCAUGGCAUUGCAUAAUUUUAUUAGAGAGAGUAAGCUCAUGGAUGAACACUUUGAUCGUUGCGACCGUGAUGAGCACUAUGUUCCAGUUGAGGCAUCAAUGUCACAAACACGUACACGGGACACAGGACGAUUGGAUGAAGAUUGCAACAUCAAUGAAUUUCGAGAUCAAAUGGCCAAUGCUUUGUACAGUAGAUAAACUUUAGAAGUGCAAAUUUGUGUACUUUGUAUGGAACUGUAUGAACUUUGGAUAAAUAAUUGUAUGCACUUUGGUUUGGACUGUAUAAAUUUUGGAUUGUCAAUUUUAUGCACUCUGUAUGAAAUGGCGGAA